Messenger RNA from Serendipita indica DSM 11827, 744 nucleotides. NCBI's taxonomy places the organism in Eukaryota, Fungi, Basidiomycota, Agaricomycetes, Sebacinales, Serendipitaceae. The record is from the annotation of a GenBank genome assembly.
AUGCCUCGGUCUUGGAUUUCUUGCUUACUCGUCCUUGUGACGACGGCUUCUUCGCUCAUAGAAGCCCGUCCGAUGCUCGAGAGCCCCGUUCGGCGAGCCUACAGCGUUGAUGAUCCGAGUCUGCCAGCAGCAGUUAGGACAAUCUGUGACGGUGGCGUAAAUGCCACUACAGUCUUGUCUUCUACAGAACUCUUGUUCAACGGGACCGUCGGCCAUUUGACGACGGGCACAUGCACACUACCACAGGUCGGACAGGCUUCUAGUGGUCCCUCAGGCGGAGAUGGUUUGCGAGCCCCUUCUUGCCCUACUGCACGCAACAAUUGCGCAAUUCGGUUUGGAAACAAUGGUUUUGAUUCGAAUGCAGUGAGCAAGUGCGGUGCUCCAUGUACCUCCUCGUGCUACUCUGGCAAUCCUGGCGGUGGCCCUGAUCCCAACGAUUGCGAAUAUGCAAUUGGACUCUUGUUUGCCCGCAAUCCUCAACUGUUCACCCUCCCGACGGGAGGUUACAAUUUGUUUACAUGGAGGUCAUGCGGCAUAGGAAUCCAGAACCAGAUUGUCAGCUCGGGAGCGCCCUGCACGCAACGAAUGCAAUAUGACUAUGCCGAUGUUGCCAAUGUAGCUCGCUAUCUCGCUUGGAACUGCCAAGCCGCACAAAAUGCGCAUGGCGGACGCUGUACCGCCGACUCGGGCGUCUAUGUUCCAAAUUUCCCUGACUUCUAUAUCCAGGUCUAUCGUAAUCAGUAG